Fusarium vanettenii 77-13-4 is the source of this 756-nucleotide messenger RNA. RefSeq lists its product as uncharacterized. The record is from RefSeq and is a predicted model, not a curated record. Bases 1 to 756 code for a protein of 251 amino acids. The transcript is spliced from 2 exons. Lineage: Eukaryota; Fungi; Ascomycota; Sordariomycetes; Hypocreales; Nectriaceae.
AUGACCGCCGCAGAUCUGUCGGACCGCGAGAAAGAGUCCCCUUACGAUCUCCUAGAGCGCUGGGCUACCAUGAGACCUAGCAAUAGUACCACGGCUGUGAGCAUCACGGAGAUGUUCAAACCCCAAUUUUUCGAGGAAGUCUUCAACAGAUGGACAUCCGCUCAUGACUUCGUCCCACUGCCAACACUCCCCGACAAGAAGAAGGAGCAGGUAUCUGUCCCUGUUGGCAAGCUGAACGACAACCUUCCUGUCACCCCUAUGAAGCGAAAGAGGGGGCAGGCCGACCAGAUGGACCCAGCUCGUGCGCGAGGCGCCACGGCGCUUCUGAGCAUCCAUCUCAAUAUCGGAACGUACGAUGUUGGUUUCCUCUGGCGAGAUGGCAACUUUGCCACAAUCAACCAGAAGUAUGUCCAGCUGGACGAAGGCCUGACCAUGAAGCUGGCAAUCCGACGGGGCAUACUCAACUACGACCAAUGCGAAACUGCUCGAAUUGAGCAGUACAACAAGACGCUGAUCAUUGCCCUUGCACGCCUCCGGAUCCUGGCUUUCUCCAAGACGGGGACGCAGGCAGUCCCCUCGAUGGACGAUGCGCACCGAGUCAACGGUCGCAUCAAGAUGGUCGAGCUGGCCUCAGACCUUCUACUCCAAUUCUCUACCGACAUUGGCGCGAUCGCCAGAGACUGCCAAACCACUCUCAAGAUUGUCACAUGUUUAGAUAAUAACCGCCAUCUCGUCACGUUCCAACAGCCCCAUUGA